Molecule: messenger RNA, 4943 nt
Organism: Chiloscyllium plagiosum (whitespotted bambooshark)
Lineage: Eukaryota; Metazoa; Chordata; Chondrichthyes; Orectolobiformes; Hemiscylliidae
Gene: def8
Product: differentially expressed in FDCP 8 homolog
Source: RefSeq, a predicted model, not a curated record
AGAUAUUUGACGGUGGGUCCAUCCCACGCUGCAGCUCCCUAGGGGGUCGAAAUGGUUUUGUGUUGAUUCGGUAGCUGAUCUCACUGACUGCUUUCUUCCAAUCACACCGUAACGAUGAGGUCCGACUGACAUGGAAUACAAUGAAAAACUGGCACGCUUUCGACAAGGUCAUCUCAAUCCCUUCGAUAAAGAUCCAGGCGGAAAGGUGGAUAAAGUCAGUGAGGAAGAGGGUGACCUGUCAGUAAAAGGACUACACACAGACUUUUUGUAUCGGGAGGUCAGUGAUCGAGUGAUGGAUCUUGGUUUGGCUGAGGAUCAUUUUUCAAAACCUGUGGGUUCAUUUGGAGCGUUGGACAUUGAAAACCUGAAACGUGCAAUUGACGAAGUGAAACAAGUUAUAUUAGAUUUGCCAGAACACUCAGAGAAGCAGAAAGACGCUGUUGUUAAACUUAUUCAUCUCAGGCUUAAACUGCAAGAAUUGAAGGACCCUGAUGAAGAUGAACCCAAUAUUAGAAUUAUUCUUGAACAUCGAUUCUACAAGGAGAAAAGCAAAAGUGUCAAACAGUUUUGUGACAAGUGCAGCACCAUUAUAUGGGGCUUGCUUCAAACCUGGUAUACCUGUACAGGUUGUUAUUACCGGUGUCACAGUAAAUGUUUAAACCAAAUUAACAAAUCCUGUGUAAGGUCAAAGGUUAGCCACCAAUCUGAAUUUGAGCUCAAUAUCUGCCCUGAGGUGGGUCUGGACCGACAGGAUUAUCGAUGUGGAGAGUGUCGCCAACCAAUUUCUUUACGUGGUGUGCCCAGUGAAGCACGCAUGUGUGACUACACCGGACGAUAUUAUUGCAGCAGCUGCCACUGGAAUGAUGCAGCGGUCAUUCCUGCUCGUGUCAUACACAACUGGGACUUUGAAGCCUAUAAAGUAUGCCGUUACAGUAUGAGAUACCUCACGCUGAUGAUCUCACGGCCAGUACUGAAACUUAGAGUGAUUAAUCCACUUCUCUUCAAUUAUGUGGAGGAACUAGUAGAAAUUCGGAAACUCCGACAAGACAUUCUGCUGAUGAAACCCUAUUUCAUCACGUGUAAGGAGGCAAUGGAGGCAAGGCUGCUAUUACAGUUGCAGGAUCGACAGCAUUUUGUGGAAAACGAUGAAAUGUAUUCUUUACAGGAUUUAAUUGACAUUGCCACUGGCCGUCUGAGCUGCACUUUAACUGAAAUCCACACCAUCUUUGCAAAACAUAUUAAACUGGACUGUGAGCGAUGUCAGGCUAAAGGUUUCGUCUGUGAGUUAUGCAAAGAGGGUGAUGUGCUCUUUCCAUUCGACAGCCACACAUCAGUCUGCCAGGAUUGUUCUGCUGUAUUCCAUAGAGAUUGUUAUUAUGACAAUUCCACUACAUGUCCAAGGUGUGUGCGGCUUUCAAUGAGAAGACAGUCUCAAAUUGGAUCAGCUCACCCAGACUGAGAAGCUAAGCCCAAAUGAAGAAUUGUCAACUGCGAAUAUUGUGACUCCAAUUACUUCAUUUUCUGCCAGCUAACUAGUUUGACCAUUAUCUUUCAGAUAAUAAUAAUCAAUGGAGUUGUUUAAUUCCAUUAGGAUCUGGGUUAAGUGAACAAAGAUGGAAAAUUUCCUUUAAAGUUGGAAAUCUGAGUACAAAAGCUAGUGAAAGGCUAAAAUGGCAAGAUUCCCAGUGAAAUCAAAGCAGCAGUCUUUGAAAUUAAAAUCUGAGUAUCUUUUGAAAAGUCCUUUAGAUCUUUUGACGGUCUGUAAAAUCUGACUGGCAUAAUUUAAGGGUAGUGUUCCCUUAUAAAUUUUCCUUCAUGAGCAGUUUCUAUGUAGAAUGUAUUUCAGCUUUGUUGUAAUUUAUUUAUGCCAUCUCCAUCCAAUAUACAUUUACUGCAUAUUUGAAGGGAUUGUAGAAAAAGAGUUCUGAUUUUUAUGGGAUAACUUGUGAAGAAAAAAAUUGGCAUUUACAUGGUGCUUUACCACAUUCUUGGGAUGAAGACAAAUGUUCGGAAUGCUGCCCACUUUUAUUUUCUGUUUUGUCAUCAGUCCUCACUUGAUAAAGGGAAAAUUAUUAGUUUAAUAACCUGUGCUCUGUUAUGUCUACAUUCAAUGUUAAUAGAACAGAUGUUUAAAUUGGCAAAUAAUUAUAGAUCUGGGCUUGUUAGCAUUUCAAACAAUUCUGAUUCUUUUGAAUCAGAGACUACAUUGCGUGAAAGAAAGGGUUGGGGAAUGAACACAUUGGAAUUAUUCCAUUUGGAAAUGGAAAAAUUAUGGUUCAGGGAAUUGAUGUCCCAGCUGGUUUAUAGAAAGGGAGGCUUACAAAGCUUUGCAGUGAAUGAGCACUGGCUUAAAAAGUAAUUAAUCCUGUGCAUCGUAGGGUACGAAUGCAUUGAUGAAAGCAUACUAAAAGCAAGUGUCACUUGUCAUGUUGAAGACUGCUUUUUGUCAUGACACCAAUAUUGCGUUAAGAAAUCUGCACGAUUGAUGACUGUGCUCAUCUGAUAUAGAGGGGUACAGUAAGUAAGCUUGAAAGUUGGCAGACUCCAAUUGUAUACAGUAGUACUUUAUGAACUAAAGCCACACAGAACAUUGGUACAAAGUGUUGGGGAACAUUUUGUUCUUUGUCCCGUCCGGACCACUACUUAAGGCAUUUGCAUACUGUUAUUUAAACUGGAAUAUGAAGAAUUUCGUGCUAAGUGAUAGGAGUAGCAUAUAAUCCAGGGCUGGUCCAUUAACAAUGUCGUUCAGUGUUAGUAGCUUGUCUGACUGAGAAAUUAGAUAAUUGGGUGUGGCAUAAAAAAGUAUAAUUGUGUAGAUUUCUAUUUUAACUUGAACUGAAUUGGGUACCUAGAUUUUAAUUUCACUACUGCUGAAAAUGAUAAAUUGGUAAUUUUGUUAAGCUGAAUGCCUUGAUGUGGACCAGUUGCAUUUUCUAAUGUAAUCUAUAUUGUAAUUUCAAAUGGAAUUUGCUAGUUUAGAGAAAAACUACCAUAUUUAUCCACAGUUGAACAUUCCGAAAUCAAUUUUAAUCCAUUUGUAUUCCUUUGGCUGCUUUUUGAGUGUGAGAGCUCAAAUUUUUGAAAUAGCUGACAAACUGGGACCUUGAUAAUUACACUAAUUAUUUAUCCCUUUGUGCAUUUUCCACCAGUGUUUUGUUUUACAAAAACCAAGAAUCCUGGUUAUUUGAUUGGAAAGAGGGAUAAAAGAGAUAAUUUGGCUUCAGAAUAUCUGAAAUGUGCUAGCAAUCAGUUCCAUAAAUGAUACCAUCUAUGUUGAUUUUGACAAUCUAAUAUGGACUGGGUUAAAAAUACAUUUUUUAUUACAUUAAGUGUUAGAGGUUGACACACUGUCUGAAUUUUUCUUUUGAAUAGUUAAUAGUAUUCUAGGGUUCCGUAUCACUUGAGAAAUGGUUAUUGAACUUAUUGAAUCUCCCUAAGCAUUACUAUUCAGUUAUCCGCCUAAAUAAAUUGUGUAUCAUUGUAAACAAGAUCAAAAUGAAAAUAGAAAACAUGUCUCCGCAUUAAGAAAUUGCUAUGGUCUAUGAUCCUUUUACUGGCCUACUGUUGUGGCUUUCUUGUUUUAAGAUAAUCACCGAUGGAGGGAAGGAAAUGGAAGUAAUUAUAUGAUUAGACCUCUCACUUCUCCUACUGAUAACUCUAUGUUCAAUGGAUCCAAUGGUAAAAUUAAAUAUCAUAUGGUACUUUUAUGUUUGUAGUAUAAAAAUGCAAAGUAUCAUGCUGCUGUGGAGGUUUUUAUAGCACUAAACAUUGUUACGCACUUUUCAAACGGGUUUAAAAUCCUUAAGUAUUACUAUUCCGUUAUUCUCCUAAUGAAAUUGUGUAUUACCAUUUUAUGCACUUAUAAUUUUUUUGUCUUUUUAAAAUUCAAAUUUUGCUUGUCGUUAAUAAAAGCCAGUUUAAUGAGGGGUGCCUGUCUGUGGCUUUUUUUUAUUGCUAUGUUUACAUCUUUUAGUCAAGAAGUAUCCAUUAAAUCAGUCAAUCCAGUGAUAAUUAUGUAGGGCAUCUAUUCUGACUCUGUAGAGAAUUUCCACUUCACCCCUUUGUAGAAAAAGGUCAAAAACAAAAAACUUGCAAGCGUUAGCAGGAUAAUCAGCCUUUGAAAGUGAAUAAAAGCCUAAUAUUUGAAGUGAACUAUAACAUAAAAUGUCAUUAAUCCUUGCAGGUCAGGCUACAUCUGUGCAAAAUUCCAAAGGUUAGGGUUUUAUUUUGGGUCUAUGUAUCCUCCUUUGUUGGACAAUGAAAGGUCGUAGCCCUGAAACAUUAGAUAUGAUGGAAGGUCAAAGACAUGAAAUUCUGGCUAACCUUUUUUCCAUUCUUCAAAGAUGCUGCCUUACCUGCUAAUUCUAUUUUUAUUUCAGAUUUCUAGCAUCUUGAAUUUUAUUUUAUUCAAAUUCAUACACUCAAAUAUAUGAAUUGAAGAAAGUUUAUUAAAGCAUUAACGUUUUUUCUUUAAGAACAUAAUAGCCAAUUGCAUGUUUCUACCAGUUGGAUCAUUUUUCUUAGUUUUAGUAUAUACAUAAAAAAGCAUAGAGGCACCAGUUUUAAAUUUGACUGCAAAGCAAGUGAUUGGUAGUGUACCUAUAAAAUGGAAAUACUUUUCAUAGAAUAUUAUAAAUAGUUUAUUUCUUGGUAUGCUUAAAAUUUCAGCUCUGAAUAUUUUGUAUGACUGUACAUUUUACCCCUUUAAAAAAUUCACUGAUUUAUUUGUUAAUUAAAUCUUUAAGAUACUGGAGAUUAAACAAAUAUGAUAAUGUAAUUUAGCUUGCAUAAAAAUAAUUUUAAAAUGUUGUAUAGAGGCUGCUAAGGUUAACAGUUUUAUGCUGUUCCUGUUCAAAUCUACUGCCAAUGGUGCUGUAAUUACACAACUGACAAUACCUUGUAAUGAGUGGAAUAAAUAUUUCAGGGUUUGUUCAUUACCUUCA